Molecule: messenger RNA, 1658 nt
Organism: Onychostoma macrolepis
Lineage: Eukaryota; Metazoa; Chordata; Actinopteri; Cypriniformes; Cyprinidae
Gene: edn2
Product: endothelin 2
Exons: 5
Coding region: 86-595 (169 amino acids)
Biological process (GO): regulation of vasoconstriction; vein smooth muscle contraction; intracellular calcium ion homeostasis
Cellular component (GO): extracellular region
Molecular function (GO): endothelin B receptor binding; hormone activity
Source: RefSeq, a predicted model, not a curated record
UCUCUCUGUGGAGCUCUGUGGCCUGCAGAUACUAACUGUAUAUCAUCACUUAACUGGAUUUCGCAGACGUGUUAAACUCUUGAGAAUGGCUUUCUCACUGUGGACUGCUGUCUUUAUCUCAGUUACACUUUGUGUGGUGCAGCAAGGGUUGGGAUAUCCACUGUCCGAUCAGUCUGAAGCAACAAGCAAUCCACCUGCUCUCAAACGGGUCCGUACCAAACGCUGCUCCUGUAGCAGCUGGUUAGACAACGAGUGCAUCUAUUUCUGCCAUUUGGACAUCAUCUGGGUCAACACACCGAAUAAGAUCGCUCCUUUCGGUCUGGGAAGCCCACUGUCCCGUCGCCGACGCUCCACGGGCCGCUGUGAAUGUGCCAAUCCCGCUGACCGGACCUGCUCCAGUUUCUGUCACAGCAGUUCAGAAACUCCAGAUAUGGUGAUUGUGACCCAAUUUGAUGACCAGUCAAAUCACAUUGGCAAAACUAGCAAUGAUCUACUGUCAUCUCUCAGGAAGGCUAUUAAAUACAACUUCAUGACAGCCUCACGAUCAGCUUCAACUAUGAGGAAAUCCAGACUCAGGAAUCUCUUGAUCAGUUAGAGAGAAAGUUGAGGUGACGGAGCGCCUGAACAAAACCAGUCUUGGAUGAAGAGGAUCUGCCUCGUGAGAAGAGGAUGCAAACGUGACGGAUUCACCGAAUUCAAGACCGAGCUGAACUGCUGAGGCACAAAGCCUCAGUUACUUCAGCUGAAGAGUUGCAGAAAGGUCUGCUCUCCAGAGUAAAAGAUAAUUUAGGAGGUGAAAAGAAGAACAGAUCACCAAAUGGUGACAUUUCCAAAUGAGUGAGUUAAAAACAGCAGAAGUACUGCAAACAUCAUUCAAUUUUACCAUCUGAGAAGAUAUGGUGGGAAAGAUGAAAGAUAAUUAAAAAUGAAACCCUUUACCCUCUUCCAGAAAGACUUUAGAUACUAUAAACCCUAUUCUUGACACUGAAAAUUUUAUUUUUAUUGUCCUUUAUUUAUUAGGUUUCUCUGUAUCAGAGCUUAAUUGUAUUAUUUAUUUAUUUAUUUAUUUAUGUAUUUAUUUUUCUUUUAUUUGGAAAUGAAUGUGUCUGAUGCUCAAGAAAGUGUCGAAAUGUAAAAAAAAAAAACUGAAAUGGAAAAAAAAAGCCGUGAGGAAUGUUUAUCUGUUUUCUUUUUUUAUGACUCUUCCUUCCCUCCAUUUUCCCUUCAGUGAAGGCGGAAGUAUUUAUUGCAUACUUUCAGUGGAGUGUUUUUAUUGUUCAAAUACCAGAAGGUUUCAAUAGCUCAAAGCUUGCCAAAAAAUGCUGUAUUUGUUUUCCUAAAGUACAACCCGGCUGCUACUGUGUGCUGGCUCUAUUAUAUAAAUACUGUAGUACUGUGUAGAGUUCCCAUUACUGCCUCAAUUAAAUGCAAUCUGUUCAUGACUACUUCAAUUAUACAUACAGAGUUUUGACUAUUGUAAUAUAUGCAUUUAGUUCUGCUGUACCUGUUCUUGUUUUCUUCUUGUGAAGAAAAGGACUAUUAGAUACUUGAAUGUUUAAACUUGAAUUGCUUACAACCAGCAGUCAGUUUGUUAACUUAUUUAUUUAAUUUAACAAAUGUAUUUUUGUAUUAUUGUAUCUAUUAAUAAACAAUAUAAU